Molecule: messenger RNA, 1575 nt
Organism: Paramecium sonneborni
Lineage: Eukaryota; Ciliophora; Oligohymenophorea; Peniculida; Parameciidae
Source: the annotation of a GenBank genome assembly
AUGCUUUUUGAACCUGACAUUUUGAAUAGAUAUCAACAAUUUUCAACUUAUCAAACAUAAAAUAUAAAGGUGAUGGAAGUUCUUAAUACAGCGCUUUUUGAAAGAGCAUUACUGGAAGGCUCAUAUGCUUAAAGUUUAGAUCAAUUAGCUAAAAUACUAGACCUCACAGAAAAUGGCAUAAUAAAUGAUGACAUAAUUGAUUUGGUUCAAGCUUAUAGAAGUGUAAUAUUGUGUGAGAAGGAAUAAGCAGAAUAUUUGAAAGAAUCUUAUAAAAAUGAUGCUUUGGUUAUAUUAAAGGAUAUGCUUGCUAAGUAAUAUGAAGGAGUUUCUUAAAUGGAGAAUUCUUGUCGACUUUUAGAUAAAUAACUUAAAUCUAAUGUAAACAAUUUAUCAAGAAGAGCUAAUCGUUAUAAAUAAAGUAUAAUUGAUUUACCUUUUGCUAAAACCGAUUCCAUUAAAACAGCUUUAGAAUAAGAAAAGCAAUAAAAUACAAUUUUUUUAAGAUAAGCAAUAACUGAUUACAAUUAGACAAUCAGUGAAUACUUUGAAGGAUGUGCUUAAUAAGAGUAGACUGUCAUUCAAUUAGAUAAAUAGAGAAGAGCUGUUUUUAAUGAUAUUCACAUGAAAUUAUAAGUUUUUCAUAUUUCUACAAUAAAAAAUAUCGAAUAUGCACUUAAAAAAAUGAACUAAGUAAUGAUGUAUAAAAAUAUAGAAAAUAGAAGUUUAAGAUUUAUCAAAACCUAUUUUCAUGUUCAAAAUAGAAGAUUAAACAAGGCCAGUGUUGAAUAAGUUUAAUGUUAAUGAUUAUAUCUCAUAAACGGAGAUGGAAAUUCGAAAUUAAUAACCAUCAUUGAAUCUGAAAUCAAAAUAAGCUACCCAAGGUAAAACAUUAAUUAAAAAAAAGAAAUCAAGUCAUUAUGGUCCUCAAUUAAAAGAACAAUAAAUCGAGAGAGCUCAUAUGACUCUGUAUUUAACUAAUUAAGUUAAUCAAACUUUGUAGUUAAUGAUCAAUUAUUUGCAAAGUUGGCAGGGUCAAAUGAAGAAUUAGAUUAAUUUUUAGAUUCUUUGAGAGAAUCAAAAUUGCCAAUCGAUGCUAAAUCUUAAUUAAUAAAGCUGAAUAUUUAUAUGCAAAAUCUUCAUAAAUUAUUAGUUGACCUGAUUCUUUAUGUAAAUAAUUAUAUGAACUAUUAGUUAUAUCAUCGAAAUCUAACUGAGCAAACAAUCAAGUUAAUAAAAUAGACACUACAAAAGUAUUUAACAUAUCCUGUGCAAAAUGAAUUAAAAGAUUAAAUAACAUUAUAUUAUGAUAACAUAUUAAAGCAACCUUGUUUAAUGGAUGUUGAGUUUUGGAAGAGACAUUUCAUUAUAAAGCUACAUGAAUAAUAAUAGGUUGAACCAUAAACUUAAAUAAAAAGAUAAGAAAUAAUUGCAGAAAUUAAAUUUUAAUCAUCAAAACUCCUUUAACAUAGUAUCAAUGCAAGUGUCAUAGUUCAAGCAGUAUAGAAAUUAGAACUAGAACAAAAUGAGAUUGAUCAAAUAAUAACUCAUAUCAAUAUGAAAGCAGAGGAGAGAUGA